AACCCUAAUUUCAUAACUUCUCAAAAAAAUAAAUAAAAUUUACACUCUUUUUUCAUUUCUGAAAAUUUGUUUUCUUCUUUACUCUGUUCUUUGCUCUGCAGUAAUAGAUUCACUCGUUUGUUUAGUUGGUGUUAAUUUUUUGUUCAGUUGUAUUUUUGUAAAGAUUGUAUUUUUAUUAUGUGCAAAGAAUUGCUGUUUUAAGUUUUCAUUUCUUGCAAAAAUUUGAUCCAAGUUUUUUUUUUUGAUUUGUUUACUCAUUUGAUUUUUUGUUUGCUCUGUUGUGAGUUGUGACAUAUUUGGUAAAAAGAUUGUAUUUUUACUGUUGUUUGUUACUCGAAGGAAAUUUGCUUGAUUUUCUCUGAUUAGGGGAUUUGGGAUUUAAGUUGUUAGUUUUCAGGAUUUAUGAAUGGAGGACAAAGAAGGGGUUAAUAGUUCUGAGGUUAUGGUUAAAAGUAAUGAAAUUUCUGAAAAUUAUAGAAUGACCCCAAGUAAUGCAAAUGUGAAUGGGCUUAAUGGAGUAAUGGCUGCAGUUGUACCUGCAACUCCAAUGAGUGUGGCAGCACCGUCUACCGAAGGGAAUAAGAAGAGGGGAAGGCCUAAGAAAUAUAGACCAGAUGGUUCUUUAAAUACUGCAUUAUCACCAAUGCCAAUAUCAGCUUCAAUUCCACUUUCAGGAGAUUUUUCAGGUUGGAAAAACAAUGGAAGCCGCCCCGUUGAAUCGUUUAAGAAGAAGCAGCAAAAAAUUGAGCUUGGAAUUCCAGGGGAAAGGGUGGCGUAUUCUGCUGGUGCAAAUAUAUCACCACAUGUAGCGUACUCCGUUGGUGGAAACUUUACACCGCAUGUGUUUACUGUUAAUGCUGGCGAGGAUGUUGCAAUGAAAAUUAUUUCAUUUGCUCAACAAGGAUCUAGAGCUAUUUGUGUGCUGACUGCCAGUGGUGCAAUUUCAAAUGUUACACUUAGUCAGCUUAGUUCUUCUGGUGGAACUUUGACCUAUGAGGGUUGUUUUGAAAUUCUCUCUCUUAUAGGAUCGUAUAUGUCUAGUGAUACCGGAGUAACAAAAAGCAGAUCUGGUGGGAUGAGUGUGUGUCUCUCAGGUCCUGAUGGUCGUGUUUUUGGAGGUGGCCUUGCAGGCGUGUUUAUGGCAGCUGGUCCUGUUCAGGUUGUUGUUGGAAGCUUUAUUCCUUGUCACCAGCAAGAGCCGAAUCCCAAGAAGCAGAGGUUAGAGCAUGUUGCUACUUUUUCAACUGCUAUUCCCACGAAUCAAAUUUAUGCAGAACGAACUGAUGGAGCUUACACAGGGCCAAGUACUAAUUUUACUUCUCCGAUUCCUUUUCCUGGGGAUAACACAGUAUCACUGAACUCCAUACAUAGUUCAAGAAUCUCCGCAUUAGAAAACAACAUUUCUAUGCCUGAAGAAGAAUCUAACGAGCAAAGUCCAUCAUCUUAAUUUAGUCGGAUGAUGUAUUAAGGUGUAUUCCUGUACCUUAAUGGUUUUUUUUUUUUGGCCUAGUUGAACUUACAGUCUUACAAUCCCCUUGCGCGCUAAAUAUUGAAAGUGUAGGAUGUAUUCGUGUCGAUUUUUAACCUAGAAGUUGCACGUUUUGUUGGUUGGCAUUGGCCUUUCGGUCAGUAGAAGCUGUUAUAUUACUGUUUUC
Molecule: messenger RNA, 1655 nt
Organism: Solanum pennellii
Lineage: Eukaryota; Viridiplantae; Streptophyta; Magnoliopsida; Solanales; Solanaceae
Product: AT-hook motif nuclear-localized protein 6-like
Exons: 5
Coding region: 407-1447 (346 amino acids)
Molecular function (GO): minor groove of adenine-thymine-rich DNA binding
Source: RefSeq, a predicted model, not a curated record